Molecule: messenger RNA, 822 nt
Organism: Penicillium verrucosum
Lineage: Eukaryota; Fungi; Ascomycota; Eurotiomycetes; Eurotiales; Aspergillaceae
Exons: 1
Coding region: 1-822 (273 amino acids)
Source: RefSeq, a predicted model, not a curated record
AUGUCGUUCUUUUCCAACCCCCGUCGUGGCGGCCGGCAUGAUGCCGAGCCUGAAAUCCCUCCUACACCGCGCACUCAGGCCACCUGUUUGCCCAAAGAGGCUCCUGCAACCCUUCUCAAUGUCGCAAAGCUCAAGCCAGAGUCUAGCCUUACGGUGUGGGGAAAUGAGAUCGUUCACGUCUUGCAACCCUUCAAGCUCGAUGGACUGGUGAACCUUGAUCUCCCAAGACCCCACCCAGGAGACAUCAACUACGACCGAUGGAAGUUCUGGACUCUUGUUGUUUCUAGCUGGUUGUUUAACCAGAUCGAGGUCGCACUUCAACUGAAGGUGAAAGCACAUUCGAACGACCUCGCCUUCGCCGACGAAAUAUUCAGCACUAUCAGGCUGCUGAGCCUGCGCAACCAGUCCAACUUCGUUGCCAACGAGUUGAAGAAAUGGGAGGAAAUGAAUCGCAAUAACUUUGCCACGCCCUCGGACUUCAUUAUGGCUUACCAGAACCAGUUCAAUCGUCUGAAGACAGAGGGCCACGAUCCCUCUUGCGACUUUGCGCUACGUCGACUUCUGCAGGAACUUCACGGGGAGGUCUUGAAGGUCCCGUUCAUCGAAGAAGAGGUGAAGAAUUUGGGACGGCCUGUGGACUACCAGCUGUUCGUCUACUACUGCAAAGUCUUGGUUAACGAGUCCCGCCAGCCCAGUGUCGCGCCCGCUGAUGACAUCAUUGGAGGUGGAAGUGCAACAGGCCAAAGCCAGAGCGGUGGUCGAGACAUCUCCUACCGCGGCUGGAGACAGAGCACCAAGGGAAAAGGCCAGGCAUGGGAGUAG